This is a messenger RNA of Microbotryum saponariae, 3690 nucleotides long. NCBI's taxonomy places the organism in Eukaryota, Fungi, Basidiomycota, Microbotryomycetes, Microbotryales, Microbotryaceae. The record is from the annotation of a GenBank genome assembly.
AUGAUCCCUGCGACCAUGCCACGGCCGGCGCCGCCUGCGAAACGCAACUCGUCGUCGCGUACAAUCACGAGCAAGUCGUCGGCCACACCGUCCAGCUCGUCGCUGUCGUGGUCGGUCGCGCCACCGAAGGUCGUAGGCUUGGACAUGCCCCCACCUUCGACCCACGUACCAUUGAAUCAGUCAUCAUCCUCUUGGAUUGAUCACCACUCGUCUACGCCCCCCGAGUCGCUGUCAUCGUCGAUGAGCAACGCCGCUCCGAACCACGAGCACCACCACAUCUCGCGCACGUCCGUCGCCGGCUCCUCUGUGGGGGCGCCCGCGCCGAGCAACAGCGAACUUGAAGGCGGUCAAGCGAGCAAGCCGUCGGUCGAUGCCAAGACGGAGCAAGCUAGACUCGAGAAGGGUAAACACACACCACCUUCAACUCGUCGAGCCAGAGGUAACGGACUCGUGCACCCUGAGCACGACCAGCAACCACCCCGAUCACCCACAUCCGGCGCGCCGGGCAGCGGCAGCUCGCAGGCCUCGUGGGAUUCACGUGCGAUCGGUCGCUCGGCGCCCGGAGCCGUGGCCCCAGAAGACGGCCUGCACCCCUCGUCCUCGACCUCGGCACUCUCGUCCCUCGCCGCAGGUCAUCUCUCGCCAAUGGCCUCGUUCCCUUUCGCCGACUCAACAUCCAAGACACUGAACGACCCCGAUACCAUCACCUCGAAUCUACGCACAGGCGCUUCGGUCAGCGACCUCGGAACGAGGACUCGAGCCGAGCUGGAGAUGAUGCUGCAGGGAGCGGAUCAGCUCAUUCGAGCCAAAGAACAAGGCGAGUAGAGUGUGCAUCCGGAGCUUUACGCGCGACUAGAUCUGGUACUGUUGUACUUCGUAUUGAGAACUGACGCAUGCGCUGGCUAUAUUUGCCUCGACGCCCCUGUUUCCAGAGUUGACGGUGUUUCACGCCGCGGGCGAAGGCUUACUGCAAGAGUACCAGUCCCUGCGAUCACGACAUGAUGCACUCAUCUCGGGAAACACCGCUUCGUCGAUGGCCUCGGGAUCAGAGUCGGCUUCGCCUGCGAAGGCAUCGACAUCACGACCUACGUCCUCCCGCACUAGCUCAGGCACGUCCUCCGGCACACCGUUCGGAUGGAGUCCUCGUCAACUCGCGCUCGGUUUCGGGGUCCCGCCGUCGUCUGCGGUUCGUCCGUCAUUCCAGACCUCAGAAAGACCACACUACUACCCUCGAUCGCCUCCACCGCCAUGGUCGGCCGGCGAACUCGACAUCGACACCAGCCGACCAGAACGUGCCGACUCCGACUCGUCCUCGCUCUGUUCGCCCCCGAGAAGCUCCUACCGCGGAACGAAUCAGUCAAACUUGACGUCCCCAAUGCGUGCACGGGACGUGCAGGCCUUGAGUCAAAGGAACGAAGCGCUCACGCUGCAGUUGAACGAGCUCGAGGUCGACUCGGAAAAGGCCGAUCGGGAAGGGCGCAAGCGGCUGCGCAAACUAGAAAAGGAGCUGAGCGAACUGCGCCAGGAGCUCGAUCGCGUCGAAUCCGUCAACGAAUCGCUCAAAGCGCAAGCCGACAUCGAAGCAGCGGGUGCUCAUGCUCUGAAACAAAGUGUGCGGGAACACAAGGAACGAUACGACGCUCGAAGAGCCGACCUAGGCCACGAGCGAAGGCAAUCCGCGGCCAGGCGCCGGCGAUCCUCGGCAAGUGAUGACGAACAAAACAAGCCCCGCGACUCGAAAUCGACUUCAUUGCUUCUAUGUAGCAGCAGCGAUGGGACAGGUCGACGACAACUCCGCCCAACAUCCUCGUCCCCUGAGCAAGAUGCAUCGUUGAAGCUCAGUCCCGCUGAGCGUGAAACGCUUGCAAAAGCUCAAGCUCAGGCCCAAGAGGCGGAAGAGGCACAGAAGGCACAGGAUUUUGUCGUGCAGAAGUUGAUGGACAAGAUCGGGGAGCUACAAGAGACAAACGACAUCAUUACGAACGAGCGAGUCGAGAUGGAGCAGCGUCUACGCGAAGCCACCGUCGAGGUCGACGAGUUCAAGCGUCGAUGCGAGGAGCUGGAGGAGAUGGCCCUAAUGGAAGGGAUCGAUUGGAGUGAUUUCAAAUUGCCAUCAUCCGAUGCUACUAUAAAAGAUACUGACCGCACGCACCGUUUGACUGCAUCAGAAGAGCGUCGAGGCAUCGGCUGGCACGAGAACCCUUUGGAGCUGGGCAACGUACCGGCCGGGCGACUGAAGGGCAACCGUCGCAUGAUCGAGAAGCAGCGUCGACGCGAGGCUGGGCAGUGGCGCGCGAUGAGCGGCAUGAGUCAGUCCGCGUCGAGUCGUUCCGUUUCUUCGUCCAUCAGCUUUAGUCAAUCACCGACUGCGAGCAAGAGCAAAGGCAAAUAUCCGCCCGUGCAUCGCACACUCGGCAGCGAACUCGGCACCGAUCUCGAGGAUCUUCCGACCUUCGACGUCGAGCCGACCAGUGAGGUCCAAUCGUCGAACCUCUUCGGCGAUAUCGAUGCGGGAGCUGUGCCAUUCGAACGGCAUCUCACCUACGACUCAAACAAUAGUGACGACGACGUUGGGGACGAUGCGGAGGAGGAACUCACGAAUGGCUCGUCUCACGAAACCUCGAGACCUACUCCGCAGCGUCAUCUUCAGCAUCCCUCGAAUCGAACGAUUGGGCAAUUCGGCGAUCCGUACUAUUCUCCUCCUGAGGAUACGUCCCGUCCGCUCGUGCCUCGAGGUUUGCUCCGCUACUCGGGUCCUCCCGAAAACGCGGAUUAUGACAACCUCGACCGUGCCGCGUCGGAGCUUCCAGCCGCGUGGGAGGACGAAGGGUAUGGUCGCGAUCCACCGGCACCCCACGGUCUCGGACGAGUAGGAGGGCGACUGCUGGAGUGGGUCGAAGGUGGUAACGACGAAUUUGCCGACGAGGAGAAGCUUUGGUCGCGCUACCCUGAAGAAGAAGAAGACAUCGAUCCGCAGAUGGCCAGGCUCGAAAGUCGUGAAGAUGUUGAAGCAAAGAGCUUGCACUCGCUGUCCUCUUCUUUACUGCGGCGUCGUCAUCGUCGCUCGGCUAAACACCGCAGCCGAGCCGGUUCGCUCAAACGUUCCCGCGUAGUCUCCUCUCGGUUCCGUGACGUCUUUAACCAGGAGGAACCGACCGACGAAGAGGAACGUUUGACCCGACGCCAGGUCGCUCUGCGGCGAAUGGGGCUGGAGGAGGAUCUCGAGUACAGUGAGGAAGGGAGUCAGUGUGACGACUACGAUUCGGGCGACGACGAAAGCAUCAUGACUGACUAUGAGGUUCUGGACCGUCGAGCUCGACAAGGGGAUUAUUACCCGGUCUCGCUACGGGCUCGCUACGCGCCGAAGGUCAGUCCAUCGGGAUGGUCUCAUUUGCUAUAUCACAUAUGACUCGAAAGCUAAUGCACAUCUUUUCAUCCUCUGCUACAGAUGGUCAUCGCGCGCAUCACCGACAAAGCGAUGCAGCAUCUCGUCGAGCUGGUCACCUACCUCCGCUUCUUUGCCCUCCUGGCCAUGGCCGUCACCUUUGCUCUGUGGCAGUGAGUUAUGUUAUCGACCAUACUCGAUGUUCGAUCACCACGAUGCUUAGCCGUGCUUGCUUGCCUUCCGCUCACAGGGGCCCGAAGCGAGCGCUCGGUCCACAACCGAGACGUCGUCGUCGCAUUCAAUAG